Molecule: messenger RNA, 852 nt
Organism: Branchiostoma floridae (Florida lancelet)
Lineage: Eukaryota; Metazoa; Chordata; Leptocardii; Amphioxiformes; Branchiostomatidae
Product: UDP-N-acetylglucosamine transferase subunit ALG13 homolog
Exons: 4
Coding region: 7-543 (178 amino acids)
Biological process (GO): dolichol-linked oligosaccharide biosynthetic process
Molecular function (GO): hexosyltransferase activity
Source: RefSeq, a predicted model, not a curated record
UUUUGCAUGGAACAGCCUGCAGGUAAACAAUCGAAAAUGUCGGACAGAGAAAAAUGUGUUUUUGUGACAGUCGGAACAACUAGCUUUGAUCCUCUUAUAGAGCUGGUUUCUAGCAGCAGUUUCUGCAAGCUACUUGAAGACUUAGGGUACACCAGACUGUUGCUACAGAUAGGAAGAGGCCAGUACGAACCAGAAGCGUUUGUGAGACCUGGGUUCAGACUGGAAUAUUUCAGGUUCAAGGACACCAUUGCUGAGGAUAUACAGGGUGCUGGUCUGGUCAUCAGUCAUGCAGGUGCUGGGAGCUGCCUGGAGACCCUGGGAGCGGGGAAACCCCUCGUUGUGGUGAUUAACGAGACGCUAAUGAAUAACCACCAGCUGGAACUGGCUAACCAGCUGUACAAGGAUGGGCACCUGUAUUAUGCCACCUGCAGCAACCUUAGACAUCUUCUUAAAGACAUGGACAUCAGCAAACUAAAGACUUUUCCUCCUGGACAACCUGAGAAGUUUGCAGCUUUCUUGGACAAAGUUAUGGGGGUGUCAUAAAAUCAUGUUAUCUAGCAAAAUAUGCCGUAGUGAUAACUAUGGAAUAAUAACAUAUGAAAAAAACAACUGUAAAGCUAUUUUUGGAUUUCCAUGUGCAAAAUUCAUUAUAAAACAUUCAACUUGCAUGCUGCAAGUAAGACUUAGUUGUAUAUUGGAGGAGAAACAAAUAAAAAAGAAAACUGUACAAUUUUAUAAAUGAUGAAACUUAACUGUAUGACACAUCAUUCCAAAACUAAACUUGCUAAAAAUGAUUAAAAGUUGUCAAAUUUCCACACCAAUACUCAACUGAAAACACUGGUAAAACAAAAA